CGUGAUUUCCAGCUUUGUGGUGAACUGCCUCGAUGUCUGUGCAAAGUGACCGACAUUAUAAGCAAUGGACAAAACAUGGAAAGCUUGGUGGUAGUCGUGUUCCCGGGCUUUUGCAAGAUCAAGAACGAAGUUUAUUGCCCACAAGAAUAAGCCUGUGUACAAGGUGGGUGUCCAGCCUCAUCUUAUACUGGCCUCCAUAGCUGGUAAUUUGAAAGUUAUGAUGGAUUUAACCCUAUCAUUCUAGAGCCUUUCCUUUAUGCAUUCAGAGAAAAGCUAUACGGUGUUUGGUUAAACUUGCUUGACGCACUUUUCUCACAUGUGAGGUGAAAUUACUAAAAUGUUUUCUUUGCAGAUCUUAUACAAGAUUCCGUCAUGACAAAAUGCAAAAGAAACAGAAAGAACAAGGUGGACAAACUUCUCUAAUAUAAAAAUUAUUGUGCCUUGAUUUAAUCUGUUAAUCUAUGCCCGUUCAUACCCACUUCACUUCUAGCAUAGAAAUUUAUACACUUGGUGAUCUUUGUUCUACAAUAUCAAAACGGUAGUAACAAGCCAUGUGUUUCAUCUGCAAAUGUGAACUGGGUGCCAAUGAGCAUAAACCAUCAAAUGCUUGAUGAUCUUUGUUCUACAAUAUCAAAACGGUGGUAACAAGCCAUGUUUGUCAUUUGCAAAAAUUGGGUGCCAAAGAGCAUAAACCAUCAAAUGCUUGAUGAUAUUUGUUCCAUUCAAUGCCUAGAUUAUCAGAACAGAUGUAACUAGGCAUGCGAGCUUACGCUCGUAAACAUACGUCAUCUGAUUAGGUGUAUUAUCAUUUCUUUUAUUUCUUUGUGUAGAGGAGGAUGAAUCUCGACCGUACAUGUCAUUAAACCUGGACACACCCUCCCCCGCAGCUUACAACCCACCUACUGACCCUCCUAAUAUGACCACGUUCCCUGCUUAUACCAUGAGACCGAAAACAUAUCCCGAAAAAGGUGGGCUUUCUAACUCUUGCUUGUCAGUGUAGGUAGUGGUGACUGGUAUUGAAAUAAAUGUCCUUUGUGGUAGAUUCUCACUAGUCUAAACUUCAAACUGUUGGUUCUCAGUGUAGAUAGUGGUCUUGAAAUACACGUCCGUUGUGGUAGAUUCUCACUAGUCUAAACUUCAAACUGUUGGUUCUCGGUGUAGAUAGUGGUCUUGAAAUACACGUCCGUUGUGGUAGAUUCUCCCUAGUCUAAACUUCAAACAGUUGGUUCUCAGUGUAGAUAGUGGUCUUGAAAUACACGUCCGUUGUGGUAGAUUCUCCCUAGUCUAAACUUCAAACUGUUGGUUCUCAGUGUAGAUAGUGGUCUUGAAAUACACGUCCAUUGUGGUAGAUUCUCCCUAGUCUAAACUUCAAACAGUUGGUUCUCAGUGUAGAUAGUGGUCUUGAAAUACACGUCCGUUGUGGUAGAUUCUCCCUAGUCUAAACUUCAAACAGUUGGUUCUCAGUGUAGAUAGUGGUCUUGAAAUACACGUCCGUUGUGGUAGAUUCUCCCUAGUCUAAACUUCAAACAGUUGGUUCUCAGUGUAGAUAGUGGUCUUGAAAUACACGUCCGUUGUGGUAGAUUCUCCCUAGUCUAAACUUCAAACAGUUGGUUCUUAGUGUAGUAGUGUACUAGUGGUAUUGAAAUACAUUUCCUUUGUGGUAGAUUCUCACAGCAGUCUAAAUUUCAAAGUGUUAGUUCUCAGUGUAGGCAGUGGUCUUGAAAUACACGUCCUUGUUAUUUUAGCCGGUGGUGAUCGAGUUUCCUGGGGCAAAGAGUGGUUUAGUAACGGCAGUCGCUGGUCAAUAAGAACAGAUUUUGAUUCAAACAAUAAAUGGCCCUCUCCUUCAGAUCAUGUGCCAAGACCUACCUUAGGCUGGCCACAGAUCACGUCACAUACAGCUCCUUCACACACUAUUGGCACACGCAAGGAAUUCUCACUGGUCUCCAAAGGUUGGUGAAGCAUUAUUUUUCAAUGACUGAUUUUGUUCUGCUGACAAUGAAAAUGUUCAAACAGAUUAACAAUAUUAUUUUCAGAUGCAAAAAGCUUCCCGAGUCCAUGUCGUUAUGAUUGGUCACGAAGUCAAAAUAAAAUUCUUGCGAAUUCUCCAAGUUUCACCAUACAACAAGGCCGGAGACAAGGAACUCUCCCUUUCAUUCCAAGGAAUGGUAAGAUUUGGCAAUGAAUGAUUUCAGGUAUGGACGAAAUUUUGAUCUAUACAAGAAGAACGAAAUCCAUUACCAUCGCUGAAAAGAGCAUCUUAAAAUUAGUAAAAUUGCCAAGUUUGGUUGCGAAUUGUUGUAAAAUGAGGAAAAUAUAGCCCUGUGAAGUUCGCAAAUUUUGUAUAUAUUUGCAUUACGCGCGGUAAAAAUAACCGUUUUUAAGCCGAAAGUGGUUAUUUUUCCCGCGCGUAAUACAAAUAUAUACAAAAUUUGCUAACUUCACAGGGCUAUAUUUUCUUCAUUUUACAACAUUUAGCAACCAAUCUUUGCAGUUUCACUCAUUCUAAGACGCUCUUUCUAGCUGUGGUGUUGGAUUUUGUUCUUCUUGCCUUGAUCAAAAUUUAGUCUAUAUAGCCGGAAUCACCCAUUGUAAAUCACUGAUUCACUGUUGUGUGUAGCCUGCGCGCAGACUAUAUAAUGACAUAUUAUAUAGUCUGCGCGCUGGCUAUGUUGUGUGGGGUUUUGUGAUUCGAGUGAGGAAAUGUUAAUUCUCAGUUCCCUGAUUAUAUGGAGUGGUCUGGUAUUUGCAGUCAAAUAUUGAAAGAUGUAGCACCACCAUCAUUGUUGAAAACUAACCAUUUCAAUCUUUUAUAGGUUCGUCACCAGGCCCUGGCUCCUACAAUCCUAAUAUAUUCAAAAGCAGCUCGAAAGUUCGGCGGCCGGCGUUCACGAUCGCUAAAUCACCGAGAGUAAUCGGAAUCACUCGGAACUGUUCAUUUUAGGACUGGCGUAUGCCAACUUCACUGAAGACGUGUAGCAGCUAAGUAAUUUUAUUCAUUGUAGAAUUCAAUUAAAAUCGCCCGGUUCAUAGUAGAUGCAGAUGUUCGUUUGGUUAAAUUUUGGCAAAGAAAAGAUCAGCUUAUAAUCAUCUGCGUUUAAACGCAGCAAACGGACGGUGUCCUCUGUCGAGACAAACUUCUGCAUGUUUAGUUUGUAUUUCAGGGAGAGAUUAUUAGAGCUGUGCGGUUAACCGAAAAAUUCGGUUCUUCCGGUACUUUUUUUAGCACCGAAAAAUGAUACGCUGCAGAAGAACCGGUAGUAAACGCCCACCUGAUUGCAGGUUGAAAUGUUUGUAAAAUAACAAGAUUGUGCUCUUAGGGCACAAUAUGCACUG
Paramuricea clavata is the source of this 3336-nucleotide messenger RNA. The record is from the annotation of a GenBank genome assembly. NCBI's taxonomy places the organism in Eukaryota, Metazoa, Cnidaria, Anthozoa, Malacalcyonacea, Plexauridae.